UCUUGGUCGUGGUGGUCGUGGUGGUCGUGUCGUGGUUGUGGUCGUCGUGGUGCUGCCGUGUUGCGUCAAUGUGAACGAUACUCUCGUAGUCUGGCGUUUGCACGAAUGUGAACGCGAUCCUGUGCAGAUCGCUCCCGUACGCCAGGGGAGGAUGGUCGCUCGUAGGAAGAGUCACUAGCGAGCGAGUACGCGCUCUGCUAUUCCGUGCGUUAGCAAAAUAGCUUCGCGUAGACUGAUUUGUUCUUCGUGGGCCGAAGCUACAUCUCUACUGGCAUGGAGCUGGGAGCGCACUGAUAGUGAUAAUUUAUGAGAUCUUGGUUUCUAUGCAUUGCCUGCCAAAGAAGAACUGAGCCCAAUGUUUCCACACAAUUCUAGUUCACAUGAGAUUUCUACAGAAACAAAUGCCUUCGUACAAAAUUCCAUGGGGGAUGUAGUAGUAUUAGGGGAAAGCAGUCUGUAUGGGGAGGGGGAAUGGGAAGGAUCAGAGCACGCUAGGUACUGUGAUAUCGAAUCCAUAAACAGCAGCAAGAUGGCAGCAUGUACUAGCCAUCUGGAAGCUACCGCCGCCAAUGACUUUUCAACCGUCCUGCCAAGCCAAACCAGUGAGUUCAGCUCAGCUGGUAUAGGUAAGGCCUGCCAGUCAGUGGCGCCAGUAACCACAAAAAACCCAACAAAUCACCUUCUAACUUACGAUAAUAAUAAAGUAAAUAACCACAACAAUGCAGAACAUAAUCAUCACAAGUACAGAAAGCAAAACACACCGGGCUUGCUUGGUCAGCUGGGCAGCUCCGCCAAUAACUCUAAGUCUACUUUUAAGACAUUAAGUGAUAAUAAGAAUAGCUUUAGCGAUCUAAGCGUUAGGGUACUAAGCGUAAGUGUACAUCUACAAGUUACACGGGGUGAAGCGUAUUGCACCGUUGGGGUACCUAGCCUAGUUAGGAUACCCAAGUCUGAUUGCCCCCAACGGUCGCUACGCCUCCCUAACUCUGUCGACAAUUACUCCUUACUAGGGUCCCGCCUUGAGCUAGGCGACAACAAUAAGUUUAAGGCUCAUUUUAGUUUCAUAAGUAAUAAUAACUCCAAGUCUGUGAUAUUGCUCAGCUCAAUCAGCAACGGUGACCAUUGUUUCCUGCUUGGCGGUGGUGGUCCUGUCGAGAUAGAUGCUAUUACUCUGAAAUUCGGUAUUAUAACGGAUGUCUUAACGAGAUCGAAACUACUAGGUCAUAAGUGUGCCCUGGUUAUCAAUUCUUCUGAGACAUCUAGACUGUUAACGAGCGAUGAAACGUCGAACGAAAAUUGUAACGUUCGAUACACGUUAGCUCUCGAAAAAAUAUGGAACCUCUUAAAAUCGCAUUUCAGUGGCAUUGAUUUCAAAUUGGUUCCCAUAAGCGAUCAGAAUUUUGCGAUAUUCACCGCCAGUUCUUCCAUUACGCUUAUCGUUUUCAGAAACGAAGUAACUGACCACAUCUCGCGAUCUUUCCUGGAAAAUCUCAAGCAACUCCGUGUACAAUCUUUUACUUCUCCAUUAUCUAACGUCACUGUUACCGAGCUGAUGCAACGCAUAUGUGUUCCAUUAUUAAAAAAGCGUAAGGGUAAUGAUUACAACGUUGGUAAUAAUAAUAAUGAUGAAUAUUAUAACAAGAACAUUAGCAUUGGUAGUAUUGAAGAAGAAAUUAAUAGUAGUAACGAUAAUCCAGAUGUUAUUGAAGACAUUGUUGACGUCGCUGUGUGCUACAAGACUAGUUAUAUGAUGAUUACUAAUGUUAGGAUCUUAGGGUCUCAAAAUGAUGGUAUUAGUCGUACCGAAGCAACAAUAUUUACUGUUGGUGCUCUUUCAUUUCAGGAUAACAAUAAGUCUAACAAGCCUCUAAAUACUAGUUAUAAGAUUAGCGAAUAUAGUAGAUCAGUGGGUUCUGAUCUUCAAUCUAACUCUACCAUUAAGUCUGUAUCUAAGUCUACGCUAAAAGAUAAAUCUAGGAUUAAGUUUGAAAUGUCUCACACCGCUCGAUUUAACGAAUCUGACAAGAGAAAGCAAGUUAGGUUGGCUGCCAACAUUCCUAUAAUGACUACCUGCGAGCCUACGAUGACGCUUACAAGCCAAUCAGCCACCAUCACAUCCCAAACAAUCGGUGUACCUGUAUGUCGAGCGGAUAAUCGCAUAUAUGACGAUGGGAUGCGAUCAGAAUUUUUGAAUACAUUUCAGAAUGACCAAAUAUGUAUCCAGCGUAUGUUGGCAAGUCGCACAGAUGAUAUAAUAACGAAUGACUUGCGUCUUCAUGAAACACUAAACCCUACACAAACUUACAUCGAGACGCUCAAAUCUUUAGCUACAGAUGAUAUUCCGUUGAAUUGCAAUUACGAUCGCACAGGGGCAUGUAGUAAUCGUCAAACUUGUGACUAUGAUAACGAUAAUGAUCAUGAUGAUUUUGCGCUCUGCUCUUACGAUAACAUGGCAGUUUAUACAAAACCAACUGCAUUACAAUGGUCUACUCUAAUUGCACACGUACGUGCUUUGAUACCUGCUUGUCGAAAAGCUUAUGAGACCGACCGAACCAAAUGUGAAGUUCAACAGCGAAGACUCAAGUUUAUGCUGAAUAUUCUUUUCAAUGAAUCGACACGGCUAUUGAACAAGGUCUACGAACCGAUAUUAAGCUACAAACAACGAUGGGGUAUCUCAACGAUAUUACAGUUAGCAGGAGGUGGUGAAAGUUCGCUGAAUAGCGGAGGAGCUAACAAUUGGGGUUCUACUCAAGCAACAACACCCAAUAACAAUAAUACUAACCAAUCAGGAUGGGUUGGUACGCCAGGAAACGCGCCUGGAAAUGCUGGCACACCGAACAAUUGGGGUGGAAAUUCUGUAAAUAGAUCAGUCUCUGGUAAUCCAAAUCAAAAUCAGAAUCAAGGUCCACCUGGUACACAAAACACAUCAGGAAACGUGAACAAAGUUAGUAAUCCAAAUCAACAAUCGAAUCAGCAAUCUGGUCCACCUACCUCUCAGUCAAAUUCUACUCAAGGGAAUCAGAAUAGUAGUCAAUGGUCUCAGGGAAAAUCUAAUAAUCCGGGUGGUCCAGGACAAAAUCCACAAAAUAAUAACAAUAGCGUACAGCAGCAACAGUCUGCCAGUUCGAAUGGAAGUAAUAAUCAAUCUAAUAACAAUGCUCAAGGAUCUGUAAGUAGUGGUAACACACCAGCUAGUAAUAAUCCAUCGACGAAGCAACAGCUUGAACAAUUAAAUACAAUGAGGGAAGCGCUUUUUAGUCAAGACGGAUGGGGUUGUCAACACGUGAAUCAAGAUACGAGUUGGGACGUACCAACUUCUCCUGAGCCCAGUCUAACCAAAGAUGGCGUUCCUAUGUGGAAACCACCCGUAAAUAAUGGUACUGAUCUAUGGGAAGCAAACUUACGAAAUGGAGGUCAGCCUCCACCGCAUCAACAAGCGAAAACCCCGUGGGGUCAUACUCCGGCGACUAAUAUCGGUGGUACUUGGGGCGAAGACGAUGAGACAGCAGACUCAUCCAACAUGUGGACUGGUGCUCCAGCACCUUCUCAACCGAACGCAGCGCAAUGGACUGCCGGUAAUCAAGCCGGUAUGUGGGGAGGAACAAAUUGGGCCGAUCCAAGAUCACUAGAUCAUAGAGAUCCGCGUGAUUUACGAUCAGUGGAUCCAAGAGAGAUGCGAGAUCCUCGAGAUCAUCGCAUGACUCUUGAUCCAAGAGAUCAUAUGCGCGUAAUGGAUCCUAUGGCACGUGAUCCACGAAUGGGUGAUAUGCGCGGUGAUCCACGUGGCAUAUCUGGACGUUUGAACGGAGCGAAUACCGAUGCUAUGUGGGGACAACCACCUGGUCCUCCACAUCAUCAAAUGGGUCAUCAGCAUCCAUCUGGUCCACCAACGAAAAUGCUCAAUCCUUCGAACAUGAAUCAAUGGGCAGCUCCACCACCAAAGGAUAUGAUGCCAGGCAAACCUUCGGGAUGGGAGGAACCGUCACCACCUACGCAAAGGCGUAAUGUGCCUAACUAUGACGACGGUACAAGCUUAUGGGGAAAUCCGGCAGCAAAUCAACGCACAAUGCCUGCCAGUAAAGUAUCUCAUUGGAAGGAUUUACCAACCCCGAACAUAGCACGUGGUGGAAUGCAAUGUCCACCAGGCAUGCCUCAGAAUAGAAUGCCUGGGCAACCAGGUAUGAAACCAGACGUAGGAGGUCCAGGUAUGUGGGCUCAUCCUGGAGCUCCUGGAGGUCGCAAUGGGACAUGGGCGGAUGGGCCUCAUGAUACUACCUCUUGGGAUGAUCCCAAAACACCAGCAACAUGGAACGAGCCUCCAUUGAAUCCAGCAACUUGGGGAGGUCCUGCUACUCACAAACAAAAAUCAAUGGGACCUGCUGGUAGUUGGGUAGACUCUGACAUUGAUCCUACUCCAAAUUGGGGUCAUCCUGCUAAACCUUCGUUAACGAAAGACUUCAUUUGGAAUAGUCGUGAAUUUCGUUAUCUUUGUGACUUAGGAUAUAAGAAAGAAGACGUCGAGUUAGCUCUUAGAAAUCGUGAAAUGAAUAGAGACGAAGCACAAGAACUUUUAAGCCAGAUUCGACCUCUUGAUCAAUGGCCACGACGUCAUGAUACGCAUUCUGGCUAUGAUCCAACUAAUCAACCGACUACUGCGCCAGCAUACCCAAGAUUCAAUCACGUGACACAACAGAUGUCUUUCCCACCGGGGGCAGGAGUGCCCAGUGCUGCAACUACCGGAGGGGUAGGUGGUUCAGUGACCAGUGCUAGUCUUCUGAAACUUCAACAACAGCAACAGCAGCAAGCAGUUGUUCCGUUGCAGCAACAGCAGCCAAGUACCAAUGCACCACAGCCACCUUUCAACCAGGCAUCACGUGCACCGCAAAAUCAACCAUCGAAUCAACAACUCCGUAUGUUGGUACAACAAAUUCAACUGGCUGCUCAAGAAGGAUAUUUGAAUCAUCAGAUCUUGAAUCAAGCAUUAUCACCGCAGACGUUGAUUUUGCUGAAUCAACUUUUACAACAAAUCAAGAUCUUACAACAGUUACACCAACAACAUUCUGUCCAGAGUUCAUUGAAGGGCAAUAGUCCGUCAGUUUUGCAAAUUAGCGUACAAAUAACCAAAACUAAGCAACAAAUCGCAAAUCUGCAGAAUCAAAUUGCGGUUCAACAGGCAACGUAUAUGAAACAACAACAACAUCAACAACACGCUGCCCCGCCAUCUCAGGCAUUGGAGUACUACAAAAGUUCGGUACACGAUCCCAUGUCAGCUUUACAAAACAGUUUCAGCGAUUUGACGAUGAACAAAGAGCCACCUGUUAGUCAACAACAGUCAAGAUUAAAUCAAUGGAAGUUACCGUCUCUCGAUAAGGAUGGUGAUCUAACAACAAAUGAAUUUUCUCGUGCUCCUGGUACUACCAGCAAACCACCAACUGCUCCAGGUGGUUUAACGCAGUCACACAGUAGCCCUAAUAUGAAUCCUUUGCUUAGUCAAGGCGAUGGAACGUGGUCAUCUAGACUCGGUGAUAGCGGUUGGCCAGAUCCAGGGAAUACAGAUUCCACGGAUGGAAAAGAUUGGCAACCUGGAGGCGCUGCAUUCACUGAUCUAGUACCGGAAUUUGAACCGGGCAAACCAUGGAGGGGUACCCAGAUGAAAAGUAUCGAAGAUGAUCCCAGUAUCACUCCUGGUUCAGUCGUACGUUCCCCUCUUUCGCUGGCUACUAUAAAGGAUCCUGAUGCUAUUUUCUCAUCGAGUAGCAAAACGUCACCACCACCUCAAAAUGCUAAUCCGGAUACAUCGAUUCCCAGUUUAAGUAAUUCUACGUGGACAUUUAAUCCACCUGCUACGACGCCUACUGCAUUUACUAGCUCGAAAAAUACAUGGGAGUCAGCACCACCGCCAACUGCCGUUACGUCCGAACUUUGGGGUGCUCCAAUGAGUAAAGCACGAGGUCCUCCUCCUGGCCUAGGAAGUAAAGGCGCCGGAAGUACCAGUAACGGUUGGGCUGGUUUAGGAAGUGUCACCAAAUCCUCCAGUUCUUGGGGUGGCCUCCAAUCCAAUCCAGUUAGCAAUUCUAGCUGGGUGUCCACAUGGCUUUUACUGAGAAACUUAACGCCCCAAAUCGAUGGCUCGACUUUGAAGACCUUGUGUAUGCAGCACGGACCUGUUCAAGAUUUCCGAUUAUAUUUGAAUCAUGGAAUUGCUCUUACUAAAUAUUCCUCUAGGGACGAAGCAAUAAAGGCACAAGGAGCUUUGAACAAUUGCGUAUUGGGAAAUACAACGAUAUUCGCUGAAUCACCCGCUGACAGCGAAGUACAUACUCUGUUGCAACAACUAAGUCAUGGUGGUCAACAACAAGCUGGCGGUUCUGGUGGAGCUAGCUGGGGUUUACGACCGAGUAAUAAAACUGGCCCACCACCGGAUACAUGGGGCGGAAGUUCCAGUCAAUUGUGGGGUGCUCCACCGACAACCAAUUCGCUAUGGAGUAACACAGGUAUAGACAGCAGUGACCAGCAAAGAGCAACUCCUAGUUCUCUCAACUCGUACUUACCCGGAGAUCUUCUGGGAGGUGAGUCGAUGUAGAGAACGAGGCUAUCCACUCAAGCGCAUUACGUAGUGAAGUUUAUGCGACGCAAUUGAAAACAAAAAAAAAAAAAAAUCCAGAAACAAACAACAAACAAACAAACAAACAAACAAACAAACAAACAAAAAAGCGACGCAAAUCUUUAAUAUCCGCCUCACGUAAAAAUGAUAAUAUAAAAGUUCGUGAUCCAAAGUUCUAUAACUUCCCCCCCGAGUUCCUCUGAAUAAUAAUUGCAAGAAGUAAAGAAGUAAUUUGCUUUUAUACAUCAUUAAAUUGUCACGGAGACUCGACGUGUCGAGUUGCUAAAUUUCUCAAAUUUAAUCGAAGAUGGAGGUGGAGCGCAUCGUUUAACGUUCAAUGCGUCUCUGGACGAGUUAAAUAUGAGAAAGAAAGACAAAAAGGUUAAACAAAUAAAAUAAAGUAAAAUAAAUAAAAUAAAUAAAGUAAAUAAAUAAAAUGAAAAAGAAAAAAUUAUAGACGGACGGGGUCUUCACGAAACACGUCAAUUACAUAAAAAAAGAUUGUGCGCUAGGGUGAUGAUGCAAUGAAAUAUUCUUAUGAGUUACUUAAAGAAAAAAAAAAAAAAAAUACAAAAAACGAAAAAAAAAAUAAAAAAAAAAAAAGAAAAUAAUCACAUUCUCGUAUCUGCCUCGGAUUAAAACAUAUAUAUAUAUACAUAUAUAUACAUAUACGUAUAUAUCUAUAUAUGUAUGCAUUAUAUAUAUACAUAUAUACAUGUAUAUAUAUGUAUGUAUAUAUAUGUAUGUAUGAUAUAUGUAUAUAUAUAUGUAUAUAUAUAUGUUUGUAUAUAUAUGUGUAUAUAUGUAUAUAUAUGUAUAUAUAUAUACAUAAUGUACCAGGUGUCACAAAAAGUAUAACGGAAGUACAGCCAAAUGAUCUUAUGCGUUAGAUAUCUAAUUUUACAUGACAAAACUUAAUAACUAACUUACAGUCUGAUCAUUCUAAAGAGACUUACGAUGAUAAUUACGUGGAGAGACUAAUUGUGAUCCACUAUUAACACAUAUUCAAUCGUCUCUUUUUAUCAUGGGUGUGUGUGUGUAUUACGCGCGAUGUAUAUCUGGGCUUUGGUAAAAAUCGCGGCCUUUAUCGACGAUCUCGAAAUGAUGAUGAUAAUGAUAAUCAUGAUGACCGAUGAUGGCGAUAACGAUAACGAAGAAAAUUAUUGUC
Vespula pensylvanica (western yellowjacket) is the source of this 7772-nucleotide messenger RNA. It is a transcript of the gene gw, whose product is annotated as trinucleotide repeat-containing gene 6C protein. Gene Ontology annotation, cellular component: P-body; nucleoplasm. The transcript has 16 exons. NCBI's taxonomy places the organism in Eukaryota, Metazoa, Arthropoda, Insecta, Hymenoptera, Vespidae. Gene Ontology annotation, biological process: positive regulation of nuclear-transcribed mRNA poly(A) tail shortening; miRNA-mediated gene silencing by inhibition of translation. Bases 356 to 6583 code for a protein of 2075 amino acids. Gene Ontology annotation, molecular function: RNA binding. The record is from RefSeq and is a predicted model, not a curated record.